AUGGGGCUUCUUGAUCAGCUUUGGGAUGAUGUUGUGGCCGGGCCUCAGCCCGAACGUGGCCUCAAACACCUCAAGAAAGGCUACACCAACAACUUGAACAUCAAAGACAUUGGAGAGGUUAGCAGCGGGCCCAAGUACGCCAGGUCACUGUCCAUGCCGGCGAGUCCCGGGACGCCUCCGACGCCGGGAACGCCGUCGCCGACGGCGGCCAACGUGUGGCGGAGCGUUUUCAACCCGGGAAGCAACCUGGCCACUAAGAGCAUCGGGUCGGAUUUCUUUGACAAGCCACAGCCCAACUCUCCCACUGUUUAUGACUGGCUGUAUAGUGGAGAAACUCGUAGCAAACAUCGCUGA
This is a messenger RNA of Striga hermonthica, 354 nucleotides long. Lineage: Eukaryota; Viridiplantae; Streptophyta; Magnoliopsida; Lamiales; Orobanchaceae. The record is from the annotation of a GenBank genome assembly.